Molecule: messenger RNA, 803 nt
Organism: Hibiscus syriacus
Lineage: Eukaryota; Viridiplantae; Streptophyta; Magnoliopsida; Malvales; Malvaceae
Product: cytochrome c oxidase subunit 5b-1, mitochondrial-like
Exons: 6
Coding region: 75-572 (165 amino acids)
Biological process (GO): mitochondrial electron transport, cytochrome c to oxygen
Cellular component (GO): mitochondrial envelope
Source: RefSeq, a predicted model, not a curated record
AGUCGCUUUUCCUGACCAGGGGGAGACCUGAGAUCACCAAAGGAACUGAACAAAGUCCCUUUGAGUUCUGUAAUAUGUGGAGAAGGCUACUCGCUUCGCAGUUUAAAUCUCUAUCUGCACUGCCGUGCCGAUCCGCUUCUAAAACGGCGCCGCUUCCAUUCAAAUCUCACAUUUCUCCUUCCUCUUCUGCUUCUCUCCUCGUUCGCCAUUUCUCCGCCGAGUCAGCGGAUACUUCUGUGAAGAAAAAAGUUGAGGAUGUAAUGCCUAUCGCUACUGGUCAUGAGCGCGAGGAGCUUGAGUCCGAGCUCCAGGGAAAGAAAAUCCUUGAAGAUGUGAACAAUCCUGUAGGUCCCUUUGGCACAAAGGAAGCUCCUGCUGUUGUCAAAUCCUACUAUGACAAGAGAAUAGUUGGAUGCCCAGGAGGUGAAGGCGAGGAUGAGCAUGAUGUGGUCUGGUUCUGGCUGGAGAAAGGCAAGCCACAUGAGUGUCCAGUUUGCUCGCAGUAUUUUGUGCUGGAAGUUGUGGGACCUGGAGGACCUCCAGAUGGACAUGGCGAUGAUGAUCAUCACUAAAUCCAGCUUUCGGUUUUUUCCUGUUGGAAUAAAAUUGCAGAAGAUGAUGGAAUGAUGUUCCAAUAAACAAUGCACCUUCAAUGUUGAGAAAGCAUUUUUAUGAUUCGUUUGGUUUUGAGACGGUACUCGUUUUUCUUCUAAUGCUACUUUAGACUGAUACACAGGUAUGAGAUGAUCUUAGUUAACUUGAAGUGCAUCAGCAAAUAAAUAAAUCUGCAUCUUUUCCCAUUC